AUGCGGAGCGUAAUCUACGGCUGGUGCAUCAACACGCUGGUGGGAAUGCUCGGAGAAGGGGAUUUCACCGUGGGCGUAUACAGGCAGGUCGCGCUCUUCGGAUUUUUGCCGGAGGUCGGCUGCGUUGAGCUUGUCGCCCCACCUCGUGACAUGCUGUCCAGAGCGCAGGAACGGCACGAGGAAAGCGCGCUCUCUUGCUUCUCCAGGGACGCCCUGCAGGCGCUUGGCUUCAUGCGGGACGACUUGGCGGGAACGGCUCCGAGCAAAAUUGCGGGACGACUUGGCGGGAACGGCUCCGAGCAAAAUUGGCACGCAGAGGAGGUCGACAUGCAGUGCCUGCUCCCGUCUCCGGAGGAGCCGCCGAAGACGGACGGAACCGGCGGCACUGCGAAGUGGAACGCUGUCGCGCGCCUGGUCUUCGGCGUGGUGCUGCCUCACCGGAGUGAGCUGCGCUGCGUCAGUGCCACCGGCAAGUGGCGCACGCACGCCUGCCACGCGGACAGUUGGUCCUUAUACGUCGCCUCGUUCACACAGCGAAAACCCUCGUCGCUGUGCGUCCUCACACCUGUCCCAGGCGGCAGAAAUUGGCAGCGCCAGAUCCCGCAAGCAGAAGAUGAGGUCUUCGCGGCGAGGUGGGAGGUGUGCGCUGGCGUCGAAGCUGCGGCUGGCAGCCGAGCGCUGACGGUCCGAGCCGUCGUUGGUACGUGGACAGUCCUGGAGGUGGAGGAGGCGAUGGUGCUGGGUGCGUUGUUGAGGCGCCUUGUAUCUAUCGCCACCGCAGUGCAACACAGGGAGCGACUGGCAGUCAAGACGUUCUAUACGAUGGGAUCGCUCCGAUCCCGCGACGUGUCGUUGAAAAGGAGGCUGGCGCGCUACUCGGAGACGGUGCCGGCAACGUUGCUGUCCCUCCGCGAGAGUUGGGUGUUCGCAAACUCGCUGGUGCUACGCCUCAAGUGCAUGGAAGGUGGCAUGCGUCGCAAGAUGGCCAGCGUCCGCAAGAAGCCAGGGCAACCC
Molecule: messenger RNA, 1014 nt
Organism: Prorocentrum cordatum
Lineage: Eukaryota; Dinophyceae; Prorocentrales; Prorocentraceae
Source: the annotation of a GenBank genome assembly